GUAGGACUUCACAUAAAAGCCUUUUUUUAAUGUUUUGCCAUGUUUAAAGGUAUGGCUGCUGUUGCAGUUAAAGAAAGUUGUGCAGAUUCUGUCCCUACUCCCACCAUUGUGUUAGACCCUGGGUACAUCAAUGUAGCUAUGCCUGUCAUAGUACGCUGUGAGUCAACAAGAGGCACAAAGUGCCACUUCUACAAAGACAACAACCCCAACACAAUAAGAGAAGUGAAUUCCGGUGUUUGCCAAUUCAUAUUGUUCUGGAAUGAGUUCAAAAAGUGGAACAAGACUGAAGUAGAUCUCAGCUGUGCUAUUCUACAGAAGAGAGAAGGGAAAAUGAUAUCUUCAGAACGAAGUGACACUCGAAGACUUCAUGUGAGUGAUUCCAUUGGAAUACCCAGGAUUUUUGUGGAAAAUACAGGAACUUACUUAAGUCUUCGGUGUGAGGCCAAGCAUGCUGGUACCUCAUGCUACUAUUACUUGAACAACAGUGAGUCCCCCUUUAAAAGUCAGCCCUACAAAGACAAUGUCUGUGUUGGGAAAGUGUUGGAAAAGGAUCUGCUGAGGAAGAGGAGCAGUGCUGGAGAGAUCUUCAUCACCUGUGCUGUGGAGCUGGUGCUAGAGGGUGAAGAUACUGUGACAUCACAGCAUAGUGAACCGUUCAAGAUUGCCAUAGAUGUUGUAGACUCUCCUGGGCCCACCACUUCCUUCACAACAUUCAGUACCAACAAAACCAGUGUAACUAAUGGAGAAGAGUCCUCCUCAGAGUUCCCCCUCUACAUCAGUCUGAGUGUUGGGGCCUUCAGCCUUAUUCUGCUGGUUGUAUCUGUCCUGUGUUUUCUCCGGUACAAGCGAGGUGAUCAACAAGACUGGUCUGCCAAUAGAUCCCAAUGGAACCAGAACAAAGAAGUUAUCUAUGCAAAUGCUUCAUUAUUUCAACAAGGCGGUCUGAAUGUGGGGGAUGUGACCAUGCUGCGUUGUACUAGUUCAAGUGUAAGUGGUAACAGUUCACCUGUUGAUGAACUUCCUCCCCAUCCUUUCUCUGCUUCCUGAUUUACAUAUCUGCCACUCUCUGCUCUUCAUGUAGUCUGACACCCUCUGUUCCUCUCAGAUGAAUGGUGUAAUAUCUUACUGGCCAAGAAAUAGAUGUGCAUAGGUUUUAAGACAUGAUCUAUUUGAAGUUUCACAUUGUUUGUAUAUAAGGGUAAAUAUCCGUGUUCUUUUAUUGCCUUGUCUUUUUUUAACGCUUUUGUUAUUUUAUUACUCUUUUUUAUCAACUUUGUAUAUUGAUAGUUUUGCUACUCUACAUUUAUUCUGCACUUUUGAGGAAGAGCUGAAAGUAAGCAUUUCACUGUGCCAUUCCACCUUCUGUACUCUGUGCAUGUGACAAAUAAACAUUGAUUUAAUGUGUAGAUUGUGUAGAUUAGUUUUAACAUACUGGCAUACAAUUUUCCUAU
This is a messenger RNA of Oncorhynchus masou masou (cherry salmon), 1451 nucleotides long. RefSeq lists its product as uncharacterized. The record is from RefSeq and is a predicted model, not a curated record. NCBI's taxonomy places the organism in Eukaryota, Metazoa, Chordata, Actinopteri, Salmoniformes, Salmonidae. Bases 40 to 1047 code for a protein of 335 amino acids. The transcript has 8 exons.